AUGCGGCGGCUAGGGGAGUUAAAGCAGCUCAUCUACAUCCUUCCUAUGGCUAAGGCCAAACUCCAAGCCCAAGACAACGACCUCUUCUCUCUCAAAGAGAAAGUGCAGGAGUUUUUGGCGAGUCAACGUCAAGUGAUGCUUAUUCUAGGUUAUUCAGGAGCUGGAAAGUCAACAUUUAAUCGACACUUGGAACACCAACUCUGGACAGACUACAAGCAUGGCGAAUCCAUCCCUCUCUAUAUCAACCUUCCCACCAUUGACGACCCAGAGCAUGAUCUGAUCGAGAAGCAGUUACUGCAGUACAACUUCUCGGAAGAUCACAUCCAGGAGAUGAAGCACCACCGACAGUUUAUUCUUAUCUGUGAUGGUUACGAUGAACGUCAGCUCAAGAUCAAUUUCCACACCACCAACCAGCUCAACCAGCCGGGACAGUGGAGAUCCAAGAUCGUCAUCAGCUGCCGUAGUCAGUUUUUGGAAUCGGACUACCGCUCUCGAUUCCAGCCUCAGCCUGUCGACUGGGACCAGUCGACUUGGACAAAUCUCUUUCAAGAAGCUGUUAUUGCGCCUUCGUCCAAGGAGCAGAUCGAGGAAUAUGUCACCUGCUACGUCCCGCUCGAGCCUCGACCUUGGGUUACGGGGGACUAUAUGCGGAUGCUCACCACUAUCCCCAACCUCAUGGACCUGGUCAAGAUCCCCUUCCUUCUGCCGCUAGCGCUCGAAGCUUUGCCAUCCAUUGCCGAGGGCAAGCAGGAUCUCUUGACUGUCAGGGUAACCCGCGUUCAACUCUAUGAUAUCUUUGUUGAACGCUGGCUGAGUGUCCAUAGAGGUCGUCUCCAGGACAAUGACUUGCCACAGGAUGACCGACGGGCCUUCAAUGAGUUAUUGGGUGCAGGCUUUGUAUCGAUGGGCACUGAUUACGCCAUGAGGCUGGCGCUGGCGAACUUUGAGAGACAGAAUGGAAACCCAGUUGUCCAGUACACCCACUUUCAUGACCACGACACCUAG
Molecule: messenger RNA, 1005 nt
Organism: Linnemannia hyalina
Lineage: Eukaryota; Fungi; Mortierellomycota; Mortierellomycetes; Mortierellales; Mortierellaceae
Source: the annotation of a GenBank genome assembly